Musa acuminata subsp. malaccensis (wild Malaysian banana) is the source of this 1184-nucleotide messenger RNA. NCBI's taxonomy places the organism in Eukaryota, Viridiplantae, Streptophyta, Magnoliopsida, Zingiberales, Musaceae. The record is from RefSeq and is a predicted model, not a curated record.
GGGGGGAAGACUUUAGCCUUCCGGUCAUUUUUCUCGUCAUUUCCGGCUUCUUCUUUCCAUAUACUCUGCACAUGCAAUCUGUUUGAAAGGCUGGUUCUGCUUUGUUGUAGAGGAGUCUAUCAAUGGAGAACCAUCACCUGCAUCUCCAAGACAGAGAAAUCCAGUCCGCGCAUCCCAACUCCCCCCACUCCACCACCAGUGGCAGCUGCAUCAGCAACAACAACGGAGCAACAGCAGCAGCAGCUACUGCUGGUUUAGCUCCUCCGCCACCACCUCUAACUCCGAAACCCCUCUCAAGAUCCACCGAUUCCAAUCCGUACCCCACCACCUUCAUCCAGGCUGAUACCUCCUCCUUCAAGCAAGUGGUCCAGAUGCUGACCGGCUCCGCCGAGACUACCGCGAAGCACGUAGCGUCGGCUGCAGCGCCUGCCAAGAACCCACUUUCGCCGCCAACAGUCGCCAAGUCCGCCACCGCCCCAAAGAAGCCGGCUUUCAAGCUCUACGAGCGCCGCGGCAGCCUCAAGAAUCUCAAGAUGAUCGGCCCUCUGAUACCGACCUUGCUGGGCUCCAACCCCAGCUCCCCCGUGGGCAACGGCAAGCCGUUCUCGCCGUCCCGAAACCAGAUGCCAGAGAUCUUGUCCCCCAGCGUGUUGGACUUCCCUUCGCUGGCUCUUAGCCCCGUCACACCGCUGAUCCCCGACCCCUUCAACCGACCACCGCACCCGAAUCCAGCUGCGGGGAUGUCAGCCGAGGACCGGGCCAUCGCCGAGAAGGGGUUCUACCUGCACCCGUCACCGAGGACCACGCCAAGAGAUGCGCAGCCACCGCGACUGUUGCCUCUAUUUCCCGUCACCUCGCCGAAAAUGUCAUCCGCUUCAGCCGCUGCUGGUUCUUCUACCUGAUGCUUCGUUUGGUACUCAGAAGACUAGGAUGAAUUGUGGACUUGGUUUCUUUCCCUUGGUUAAUUUAGCUGCUGCUGUCGUUUCUUUGUGUGUGUGGGAGGGAGAAGGCACUGUUGGCGGAAAUCUGUCUGCUUCAUGUGCAGAAAUUUGAGCUCUUUCCAUGACCUCGGUUCUUGUGAUCUCUCUGUGAUGCAAACGGACCAGGGUCUGAGAGCAAAGCAAGCCAAAACCUUGAGUAAUAAAAGUUAUGAAGUAGAAAUUUCAAUCAUAUUUCAGAUGAUA